Molecule: messenger RNA, 1525 nt
Organism: Daktulosphaira vitifoliae (grape phylloxera)
Lineage: Eukaryota; Metazoa; Arthropoda; Insecta; Hemiptera; Phylloxeridae
Exons: 7
Coding region: 374-1381 (335 amino acids)
Biological process (GO): protein desumoylation
Cellular component (GO): nucleus
Molecular function (GO): deSUMOylase activity
Source: RefSeq, a predicted model, not a curated record
UGAUGAAUGCAUUGUAUUCCAUUUGACAGUCGUGUAUGAUGACGCAGUACAGCAAAGUUUUAGCUGGGAAAUGCUCUUCACAUUCAAAGUCAAUACGUUGAUCCACUGUGGAUGACUUGACGGUGAUUCGAUCCAUAAAAGGGUAUGGGUUCAUCUUUCCAUAGGACAUUGUUUGAAAUUGGGCGUACGAAUAAUAAAAUUUUGAGAACUUGCCUUUGUCGAAAUCUGCAUUUUGAUUUUCGUACGGGUACUCGUCAGCCUUGAAGCACGCCUUGAUGUUACGCAGAAGACAAUGAUUUAAUUCACUGUGUACCAUUUUAUUGGCAUCUGUUACCAUAGCUACGAAGUUGAAGAAAUAUGGAAUCGUCGUUUCAUGCAUUCCAAUUGUGUUUUAAAUAAUACAAAUAAAGGACAAAUAUCAAAAAAUUCAACUAAAGAUGGAAGAAUUAUCUCAAUUAUUAAUAAAAAUAUUUAUCCUAUAAAAAAUUCCAUUAUUCCAAAAAAACGCAUGUAUCGAGAAACGAAUAAAAAUGAUAAAAUUAUUCCAGAAAAAUUGAGUUUUCAUAAGAAAAAUUCGGAACGCAAAAAAUCCGAAAUAAAAAAACAACUUUUUGAGAUAUCUUUUAAUACUACUGCCAGACCAAAUUUAAAAAGAAAUUCAUCCGAAGAAGAUGAAAAAGUCAUUAAAAAGCCAAAAGUUAGUUCUAAUCCUUUGACCUUAAAUACGCCGAAUGACGUAAAUUUACUUGCUCUGUCCACUAUUGAAGUAAUAAAAGUACCAGAGAAAGAAAAAGAAGUAAUGCAAGAUCAGAACACAAAAUCUCUUGAUCAGUAUAAUGCACCUUCAUUUAAAUCGCCCACAUCAUGGUAUACUUCAGACACAAUUAAUGAGUACAUUAAAAUGAUAGUAAAACGGUCAGAAGGUGAAGUUUAUGCAGUUGUCACUGAUUUUAUUGUAGCGUAUCUUCGAGGAGGUUAUCCAGCUGUAAGAAGAUGGAUACAAAAAAAUAUUCACACAAUAAAACUACUUUUUGUGCCCAUGAAUGUAUAUGAAAGUCAUUGGAUAUUGACAGUGGUUAAUAUACCUGAAAAGACUGUGACAUCAUAUGAUAGUCUUAAGUCGUAUGAAGGUCCAUAUCCAAUGGUAUUAAAAAAUUUCUUAAUUGAAUGGGUGAUGUACAAAAAAGGAAAAGAUUCUACAUGGACAUUACAAAUAGGCGAGACAUCUCACCAAACCAAUGGACAUGAUUGUGGGCCAUUUACUGUUGAGCUGGCAGAAAAAAUGUCUCGAGGAGAUACAACACCAAUAAAUGCAAAUUUUAUGCCUUUUAUAAGAUUAAGACACAAAAAUGAAAUUAUUGCUGGCGAGCUAUUCAAUUAAUAUUUUUGUGAAUGAAAUUUUAUUUUUGUAUUUUAUAUCAAUUUUCUUAAUAUUCACUAUAAAUUGAAAUUUACCACCAAACAUUUUUUUACUUUUUCUAUGUUUAAUUGUUGUUUUGUUAUUUUAUUUUAAUCUUAUUUUUCU